Messenger RNA from Cheilinus undulatus (humphead wrasse), 827 nucleotides. RefSeq names its product NADH:ubiquinone oxidoreductase subunit B9 (gene ndufb9). NCBI's taxonomy places the organism in Eukaryota, Metazoa, Chordata, Actinopteri, Labriformes, Labridae. The transcript is spliced from 4 exons. The record is from RefSeq and is a predicted model, not a curated record. Gene Ontology annotation, biological process: mitochondrial electron transport, NADH to ubiquinone. The coding region runs from base 50 to 574 and encodes 174 amino acids.
CCAGAAUCCUCCGCGUCUGUCAGGGAGAAGGUGACAGCGGACGGUGAAAAUGGCCGCUUACCUUACUCACCAGCAGAAAGUCCUGCGGCUUUACAAGAAAUCUCUGCGACACCUGGAGUCCUGGUGCAUCUUCAGAGACAAAUACCGGUUCUACGCCUGCAUGCUGCGGGCUCGCUUCGAUGAGAACAAGAAUGAGAAAGACAUGGUGAAGGCCACCAUGAUGCUGAAGGCAGGAGAGGAGGAGUUCUGGGCCAACCAGCAUCCUCAGCCCUACAUCUUCCCCGACUCGCCUGGAGGGACCUCGUACGAGAGAUACGAGUGCUACAAGGUCCCGGAGUGGCUGCUGGACCACUGGCACCCCUCUGAGAAGGCCAUGUAUCCUGAUUACUUUUCUAAGAGAGAGCAGUGGAAGAAGCUGAGGAUGCAGAGCUGGGACAAAGAGGUGGCCCAGCUGCAGGCAGAGAGCUCCUCUGGAAGCGUCAAAACCGAAGCUCUUCCUCCAGCCCGUCAGGAGGGCGACCUCCCCCCUCUAUGGUGGCAGUUUGUCACCCGUCCCAGGGAGCGUCCCACAUAAACGGCCCCUCCCCCGUCCAUCCUCGGGGAGAUCUCCCAGCUGUCUGACCGCUCAGUGAAGAACCGUCGGCGUUAUGAGAAUGUUUGAGUACAGUGGUGUUUAGCAUCAUCACGUGUCAAGAGCUUCACACGUACCGUUAGCAUGACGCAGAAAACGGCAAGGCUGAAAUCACCGGGAGUGGGUUUGAUGUCCAGAAAUAUUGUACAGGUUUGACUCAAUAACUGUUCCAAUAAAUCACUAUAUGACUAAAAAA